AUGAGUGCUACAACGACUUUGAGACAGCGAAAGGAUGCUAACACAAGCGAAACCGCGACAAGGGACGGGGAAACCACUGUUGGAAAAGUGAAAAAACUUAUAUAUCAUUACAGUGAGCUUCCGGAAUGGCAAAAGGACAACGAUAAGAUAUUGAACGGAUACGUGCGUGAAACUCAGUCUAUGGUCAAAUGUCUUAAAUCGUUGACGUAUUUUCACAACGAAAGUGUGAACAUUUACACGCACCUGAUUCCUAGCGCUACAUACCUCGUUUUGCUCAUGUUUUUCACAGACGUGAUUUUGAUUCCUCAUUUCCCCACAACGACGAUGUCUGACUAUAUCAUGAUCAACUUCUACCUUUUGGGCGCCUUCGUGUGUCUCAUGUGCAGCACCUGCUUCCACUGUCUCAAACAGCAUUCUGAAGCUCACAGCAAUAUUUGGAGCAAAGUUGAUUACAUGGGCAUUAUCGUGCAAAUUUCGUGCUCCACGGUUUCGCUGCUCUACUAUGGAUAUCACGACCAUCUUUUUUACUUCAAGGUAUUCACCAUCAUUACCGUGGUGCUGGGGUCGUGCUGCUCGGCGUUUGUCCUGAAUGACAGAUUUAAUGCGAAAAACUGGAGAAUCUGCAGGGCGGCUUUCUUCGUGUGCUUUGCUUUCAGCGGAAUUGUGCCUGUCCUGGCAGGCAUCGCUAAAUUCGGACUUGCAGAAUCGUUGCAGCGGGUUCAAGUCAAGUACGUUACGUUGGAGGCGCUUUUCUAUCUGUCAGGGGCACUAGUAUAUGGAUUCAGAAUUCCAGAAACAUUCGCUCCAGGGAAGUUCGACUUUGUUGGCCAUAGUCAUCAAAUUUUCCAUGUACUAGUAGUUGCGGGCUCUAUCUGCCAUUUCAGAGCAGUAAUGGGUUCCUACUUUUUCAUGCAUACGGGAAAACUUGGUUCCCAUCUGUUGACUUUGGGCUAA
This is a messenger RNA of Lachancea mirantina, 954 nucleotides long. Lineage: Eukaryota; Fungi; Ascomycota; Saccharomycetes; Saccharomycetales; Saccharomycetaceae. The record is from the annotation of a GenBank genome assembly.